Molecule: messenger RNA, 696 nt
Organism: Linum trigynum
Lineage: Eukaryota; Viridiplantae; Streptophyta; Magnoliopsida; Malpighiales; Linaceae
Source: the annotation of a GenBank genome assembly
AUGGGAAAUCAAAUGAGCUUCUUCUACAGCUGUUCCACCUUCUUCUUCUUCUUCUUUUCCAUCCCCCAACGAUUCUCUGUUUCUGAAGGAGCAUCGACAGUUCCCUUUCGCUCUCUGUAUAUAAGAGGUCUAAUCCGACGAAGUUACCCACCCCAUUCAAAUUCGGUAGACCAAACAGAUCAAACACCGACUCUCAUCCCUGUCGAGUUUCUACCUUGGCACUGUCCGACGUCAACGCGGACUCUGUCGGCGCCUCUCCGCGACGCCGCCUUCCCUCUCCUCCUUCCCUCAUCCCCAGUUGUCGAUGACGAACAUCUCUUCCCUCAGUCAUCUUCGUUGUUGUCUCCCUAUCGCUGUGGUUCUCAGUCCGUCGAGAUUCCAGAUCCAGAGCCUCCGCCGGGAAUCGAUACUGUCCACACGCUGCCAGCGCCUCGCCUUCUAUCUCUAUUCCAGAUCCGGAGCCGCCACCGAGACACGAUGGUGCCCACUCUCUUUCAUCUUCAACCUUGGUCACCGAAACUCAAGAUCGGCGCCACUCUCACUUCCUCUCGAUUCCAGAUCUGCCAGCAAAAGGGGACAACACCGCAACACCAACUCGAUCUGCAUGGCCAAUCCCUGCCUGAUUUCGUCACAAUCUCAUCGUUGAAUGGUUCGGCUUCCAUCGUGUGGGGGUUUUCGGAUAACCGGGAACAAUAA